AUGGCGGACGACGCGCCAGAUGCCGGCCUCGUCGAGCGAGAUGGCAAGCAGUACAGACCGAUAAAAGAAGGAAAGGCGACUAUUCUGGUGCCCCACGAUCCGAAAUCCAAAAAGACUGUCACCGAGGAGCAGCAAGUCUUUUACAAUCCCAUCCAACAGUACAACCGCGACCUGUCGACUCUUGCGAUCAAGGUCUAUGGAGAAUGGACCUUGGAGAAGCGCCUGAAGAAGUUGCAGUCGAGAAAUGCAGACAAGCAGAGCAAAGGGAAGAAGAGGAAGCGCGGCGACGAAGAGCCCGCCCCGGAGGCCGAGACGGAACCCAAGGAACCGUCAGCAACAGAAGCCACCGAAGCGCCCAACUUUCCCAAGCCAACCUUCAAGAUCCUUGACGCUCUUUCGGCCUCGGGCCUUCGUGCCAUGCGCUACGCCCACGAACUUCCAUUCAUCACAUCGGUCACGGCAAACGACCUCUCCGAGUCGGCUGCCAAGUCGAUUCAAGUCAAUGUUGACCACAACGGCCUGCAAGACAUCAUCACUGUGACGAACCAGGAUGCCCUCGCUCUCAUGUAUCGCGCGAUCGCCGAUGAUCUGUCGAAACGCGACCGCAAUGGCAACCCCGGUAAAGCGCACAAGUUUGAUGUCAUCGACCUCGACCCCUACGGCACGGCCGCUCCAUUCUUCGACGCCGCAAUCCAAUCUGUGCGCGAUGAUGGAGGGCUCCUGUGCAUCACGUGCACUGACAGUGCCGUGUGGGCAGGGCACAGCUAUUGUGAAAAGACGUAUGCGCUGUACGGGGGCAUCCCUCUCAAGGGGAUGCACACCCAUGAGGCCGCUCUGCGACUGAUCCUGCACGCGGUGGCCUCUUCCGGCUCCAAAUACGGCCUGAGCAUCGAGCCCAUGCUUUCGCUGUCUAUAGACUUUUACACCAAAGUUUUCGUCAAAGUCACCAGGUCGCCGCACAAGGUCAAGUUCUUGGGUGCCAACACCAUGUUGGUCUAUAGCUGCGAUCAAGGCUGUGGCUCAUGGGAGACCCAGCCCGUCCUUCGGAGCAAGCCGGCGCCGAACAAGAAGGGAGACGGUUUCUUCUUCAAGCACGGCAUGGCAUUGGGCCCGACGGCUGACCGCUUCUGCCGCUACUGCGGGUUCAAGAUGCACCUGGCCGGGCCCAUGUACGCGGGACACAUCCACAACCAAGAGUUUAUUCAGCGCAUCCUCGACGAGAUACCCAAAGCACCUACCGAUGUCUACAAGACCCUGCCGCGGCUGGAGGGCAUGCUGCGCACCGCGCAGGAGGAAUACCUCCCCGGCCCGGAGCCCCAAGAAGGGGUCGACUGCACCGAGGCUGCGCUCGCCACACCCGAUCACACGCCUUUCUUUGUGAUUCCGGGCAAAGUGUCCAGCAUAAUUUCCAGCACCACUCCCAACGACGACAUGUUCCGUGGGGCCCUCUUGCAUCUCGGAUAUCAGGUUGGUCGGAGCCACUGCCGCCCAGGUGCCAUUAAGACGGACGCCCCGUGGUCGACGAUAUGGUGGAUCAUGACGGAGUGGAUCAGGCAAAAGUCUCCAGUCAAGACCUCAAAGUACAAGCCGUCCAUGGCGGCAUGGAAGAUUCUGCACGAUGCCGGAAUCGUCGGACAUGAGUCCGAUUCUCCCAGCAAGGAUGAACAGGCGGACGGCGACGACCACAAGAUGGAGGGUAUUGAGGAGCAGCCCGCGAAGCCGAAGGCAGAAGAAGCGGCCGAACAUGGCAAUGGUGAGGCUGCACCUGGAGCGAGUGAGGCUCCCAAGUCAGAAGAAGCAGAGACGCCGCUACCGAGUGAAGACGAACUGCGCAAGACGCUGGUGUUCAACGACGCGCUGGCGAGGCUGGGCCGCACCAAGCUUGGACAGCGUUAUGUGCGCUACCAGAUGAAUCCUUCGACGAACUGGGGCCCUAUGACGAGAGCCAAGGGCAACUGA
Purpureocillium lilacinum is the source of this 1959-nucleotide messenger RNA. RefSeq names its product RNA methyltransferase tRNA(m5U54)methyltransferase. The record is from RefSeq and is a predicted model, not a curated record. Gene Ontology annotation, biological process: tRNA N2-guanine methylation. Gene Ontology annotation, cellular component: nucleus. NCBI's taxonomy places the organism in Eukaryota, Fungi, Ascomycota, Sordariomycetes, Hypocreales, Ophiocordycipitaceae. Gene Ontology annotation, molecular function: tRNA (guanine(10)-N2)-methyltransferase activity; RNA binding.